AUGGUUGUUCACGGCAUAGAUGGCGAAGCCAGCAAUGGCGAGGAUGAGGAAGAGGACGAUGAUGAUGAUUGCGAUGGUGAUGUUGCGCUUGACCAUUUUGGGUGGAUACGAUCUGGGAUCGUGGAUGUGGAGGCGGUGGUGGUGGUUGUUAGGUUAAUAGUGGCCGACUCUCCUUCGAGAAAAGUCUAG
Messenger RNA from Penicillium antarcticum, 189 nucleotides. RefSeq lists its product as uncharacterized. The transcript has 2 exons. The record is from RefSeq and is a predicted model, not a curated record. The coding region runs from base 1 to 189 and encodes 62 amino acids. NCBI's taxonomy places the organism in Eukaryota, Fungi, Ascomycota, Eurotiomycetes, Eurotiales, Aspergillaceae.